Exophiala dermatitidis NIH/UT8656 is the source of this 1425-nucleotide messenger RNA. RefSeq lists its product as uncharacterized. The coding region runs from base 1 to 1425 and encodes 474 amino acids. The transcript has 2 exons. The record is from RefSeq and is a predicted model, not a curated record. Lineage: Eukaryota; Fungi; Ascomycota; Eurotiomycetes; Chaetothyriales; Herpotrichiellaceae. Gene Ontology annotation, molecular function: zinc ion binding; DNA-binding transcription activator activity, RNA polymerase II-specific. Gene Ontology annotation, biological process: regulation of transcription by RNA polymerase II.
AUGGAGCCGGGCAACACUAUGCCGCCAGAGUCGACGGUUGGCAAGCAGCAGUCUCCAAUUGUGACUUGUCGGCGGAAGGGCCUCCAGACGAUUCUCAAAAUAUCCUCUCAAGAAAAGAGUCAAGCGACUGGAAGGUGUUCAUCGGUCACAUCUGCCUUCCACUCGAGAAAGUCCCAUACGAAAUCGCGCAUGGGCUGUAUGAACUGCAAGCGGCGACGGGUUAAAUGCGAUGAAAACAGGAAUGGUGGAUGCUUGAAAUGUCGACGCCACGGCAUUGAUUGUGACUACGAGAGUCAAGCCUCGCCUGGAAAUGGCGUCCUCAACUCAGCAAAUGCCCGGUUGCUCAGCCCCUUUGACUUGGACAGGAGCCAGUCCAGUGCUUCAAUCCCUGUAAUACUCCGUGCUGCUGCACUGUCAACGCCGUUAUCAACGCCGCUACGGGCGGCUCUUACACCAACAUUCCCAUUUGCGGAAGAGCAUCCCAAGGGCAUGAUUCCAGUUCUACAGACCCUCCAACACUUUGACACCGUCACCUACUGUUCUAUGGGGUCUGUUAUUGCCCAGGACAUCAUCAAGGAAUGCGUGCAUGGUGUUGCGGUGGAGAAGCCAUAUUUGUUGCAUGCUGUCAGUGGCAUCUCGGCCGCACAUCUCUGCCAUCUCCUGCCUGCCGACCAGCAUCCCGUCCAACACCGCCAAAGUAAACUGGCAGAUGCGUACCAUUGGCACAAAGCCCUCACGUUGUUUCGCCGCGAGCUAUCCUCAGGCGUCAAUAGGCAAAACAUGGACGCCCUCAUAUCCACGAAUCUCUUGGUCUGCGUCCACCAGUUUAUGCUGACCGACCAUCUUCCAAAUCCAGGAAAAAGUUUCGUGUAUGCCUCUCCUGAGGAGAGGUCCAAACGCACAAAGUGGCUGACGAUCCAGCAUGGAUUUGAGGCUUUGAGGGAUGAGCUCAGAGAACAAGUCUGGGAUUCGGUUUGGAAACCAGUCCUGGUGGAUGCGAAUAUAAGCCAGGGUGCCCCAUUAAUCUCCGUGGCACCAAAGGAGGAUGAGGUACACGCCUUGUUCCUCGACAUAUGCCAAGUCAGCAAGCAUUCAUCCGCGGACAACAACCCCUACUACAAUGCAUUGACAUACUUGUUGUUUUUGCGCCAGCUAGAGCCAACAAUGAACACAUUCAACAAGCUGAUCACAUUCGUAGGAGUCGUCCACGGCGAAUACUACCGACUGUUGCUGGAGCGAGACAAACCUGCCUUAUUGAUCCUGGCACAUUGGCUGGCGCUGAUGACGGAGCUCCGACAAUGGUGGAUAAGUGGCAGAAGCAAGAGCGAGUGCAUUGCCAUCACCACCUUUUUGAUGUGUGACAAAGACAGAACGGUUAGAAGACUACUGGAAUACCCUGCGAGAGUCGUGGGGCUGGCAGUUUGA